This is a messenger RNA of Tricharina praecox, 1963 nucleotides long. Its product is annotated as PUA-like domain-containing protein. Gene Ontology annotation, molecular function: ubiquitin protein ligase activity. The coding region runs from base 286 to 1572 and encodes 428 amino acids. The record is from RefSeq and is a predicted model, not a curated record. Lineage: Eukaryota; Fungi; Ascomycota; Pezizomycetes; Pezizales; Pyronemataceae. Gene Ontology annotation, biological process: negative regulation of gene expression via chromosomal CpG island methylation; protein ubiquitination. The transcript is spliced from 4 exons.
GGCGUUCACUCGGCAGGCACCACAACAAUCCUCCCGCUGUUAUGUACUUCUAACAGCAGCUGAGCUCUUCCUCCCUCCACUGCACGCACCGUCUUCAACUCUUCAUCCACAGAACACAACAGCCUCGUAACUUCGGAAGUGAAUCCCACAGCUUUUCUUAGGCCUCUUCGGUCUUCACCCGAAUAAACAGAGACAGCAUUAACAUCCAUAUUUCAGCGCUCGACAUUUACUAGAAAAUAACCAGAUAGUCCGAGCAUUUUCCCAAGACAACUUCAAGAUAUAACAAUGUCUGCCGACAAGAUGGAGCUUGACCUCACCGAAAUGGAGCUUGACCCAGUCAUAGUGGAGUCGGAAGAGCUUGACGCAGGCAACAAGGGAAGAGCCCAAAAGGAUGGGGAUGUGCAGAACGAUUCCGAUACGGAGGACCUUUCAAGUGUCGAGGACAGCGGGGACAUCAAGGACGUGGUCGAUAUGGAGGAUGGCGGUGACUCUAAUCGCGCAAAUGAGUACGAGCUCUGGGUGAAUCAGCAGCGCGAGCAGAGCAAGGCUAUUCUUGAACAGCUUAUGUCUAACAAAAGCUCCGUACUCCCGACUUCUUCCAAGAAGUCAGGUAGGAACAACCGCAUUACGAAGGCUCGUGUGCUAGACCAAGAACCCAGACGCUCUAAGAGGGUGAUGGUGCAGGCUGCAUGCCGGGAGAGUUUGGAAUCUCACACCGAUCCCGCCCCGCUGAAUCCCGCUAAGAACUACAGUCCGGAGCCGAAGACACCCAAGCUCCGUGUUGACGGCAAGCGUUUCGGUGCGAUCCCGGGCGUCAGCAUCGGCGACGUGUGGGAGUUUCGCAUCAAACUAGGCGCGGCCGGAGUUCAUCCUCCUCCUGUCGGCGGAAUCUUCGGGGGCCCAGAGUCGGGUGCGUACUCGGUCGUCCUGUCCGCAGGAUACCCGGAGGAUGUCGAUGAGGGCGACAAGUUCACCUACACCGGUGCGGGUGGCCGGGAACUGAAAAGGAAGAACUUGCGCACGGCCACACAGAGUAAGGACCAAGAACUCGUCCGUGGAAAUGCUGGCCUGCACAAGAGCUUCCAGACGGGAAAUCCUGUACGCGUAGUUCGCGGGUACAAGAACCCGUUAGGGCCCGAGACCGGGUAUCGCUACGAUGGCCUUUACAAGGUCGUCAAUGCGUAUACCGCCAAGAGCCAGGAUGGAAAAUUCCUGGUUUGGCAGUUCGAUUUCGAGAAGAUCCCCGGCCAAAAAACCGUGAACUACCAUGCAAAGGAAAUCAAAUCCAAGAACGAGACAGCAGAUACCAAUGCUGAAGCCGGGCCAUCUCCGCCUGCCACCGAUGGGGAGGACGACAUUUCUGGAGCCCUGACCUCGUCGCCUGCCACCGAUUCGGAGGACGAUAACACUGGAGCCCCGACCUCGCCGCCUAUCACCGAUAUGGAGGACAACAAUAAUGGAGCCGCGCUGUCACCGGCUACCACCGACACGGAGAACGACAAUGCUGGAGCCCUUACCUCGCCGCCUGCCACCUAUGGGGAGGACAACAAGGCUGACAAGGACGACUGUUGAAGGACAUACAAAUUGACGAGGAAACCUUACCGGUGUUUGAGCAGAGGACCGCCAUGGCCUAAAACCUUGGGUCAGUUUGGUCGAUUAAGGUUUGGAGUUGGAAUAGUGCGUCUUUCGGUCAGUUUCUGAGAUGAAUGGAGUUCGGUUGCUUUUCACGUUUUCUUUUUCUUCUUCUUCUUUUCUUCUUCUUCUUUAUCUUCGUGAAUGGUCAAUUAUCUAAGAAAGUACAUACUUCCUAAGUACAUUAGGUAGGUACAUCAGUAUGUAAGUAAUUGUAGAUGUGUUGAUGGGUUAUGCUGCGCUGCGUUGUAAAUUUGGAAAGGCUGGAUAAUACCAUUUGCUUCAAGAAUUAUUUUCUCUUUCUCUCUUUCUCUUUCCUCUUUUAUGUACC